AUGUAUGAUGAGGCUGUCAGCGACAUACAGAUCUUGAUAUUUUGCAGUCAUAUUGAAGUCCUGCUGGCCGGCUUUUAUGGCUUGGCUGGAAAUGCAAAUCUGGACCCUUUCCACCGGAUUGAACGUUGGACCGGCACCUUUUAUGAGCCGAGCUGGCUGUGGAAAGUGGGUUUGGUUAUUCGACUUGGUCACGAAGGUGAUCGGUGCCCGAAUGGAAGCAGCAACUUGAGUGCCGACCUUGACAUUGACGAAGAGGAAUGGUUUGACAUGGAAGACCUUACCAGCACUUCGGCCGAUCCAAAACCAACGGACCGUAUUUACAAUGGUGGCCGGGUCAUGACCGUCGUCCAUACUUCCGGUGUGCAUCACCUACCUAUCGUCUUCUGUGGAUGUUCUGGUGCAGCAGCCGAGGACAUACAGUUGUUCCGGGUUGGGUUGUACCCAUCCACCUACAAGUCUUGCCAGACCGUAUUUACCUUCCAACUCCUCGAUGACUACCUGCUGGAAAACCUGGAAUGUAAAACAUCGGCCACCCACUACUACUCCAAAUUGAGAAGGAUCACCAACUUUGCAUUUCCUAAUUCCAUUCCGAACCGGUAUCACGAGUUAAUAAGGGUUGGUAGACAAUACCGUAAUCUUACCGAACUGGCUACUUUUGGAUUUGGACACAAAGGUAAGGCUCCGACGCCGGGGGAGAUGGGUUUUUUUUGCCCUACCUGCCCACAACCGGGAGUCAACCUUCCUGAUGACUGGAACAAAAACCCCAAUGAUCCUACUAACUGGAAGUAUACCAGAGGAUUUGUAGCCGAUGGCAAUUUCACAGCAGCCCACCAAAAACAGGCACGGCCCAAAGACGAUGUUUGGCUUAAAAAUGGGGAUAGUUUCAUGACGCAAAGAGGACCUUAUUUGAGCCACCUUCGGGACGCGAUUGAAGAUAAUGAUCCGAGGACAUGUCAUGAGCACAAUGCUAUCAACAACAAGAAUGUAUUUCACCGAGGUUUUGACGCUACUGGAAUUGGAGCCAUUGCUUGCCUUCGACAUGGCACCUUUUGUCCGGGUUCGGUGGUAGAUUUUCAAAAGGGAGAACGGCAAAUGAACAUGGACUAUGCCUUGUGCCAGGCUCUGAAGAAUACCAUGACCGGUGAAGAAAAAAGGGUUAUUUUUGUCUAUGACAUCAACUGCCAGUAUAUGCCGGGAUCGGCUUAUUCCAUGUCCAUGGCCAUCAAGAAAUAUGCUUUCCACGAUUUGCCCCAACAUUCAUCCCCGGGGCCGGCAGGCAAGGUCAAGCCGGGGUUAACUGGAUGGGUAAACACCGGUAUCAAAAUUCAGGAAGCCCAAGCCGAAUUGGCUGCCUUUGUGAAGGCUCAAGGCAGUCGUCCAAGUGCCGAUCAGAAGCUGGAGAUAAUGAAACGUCGAGAGAAGCUGUCCAAGCGACUUGAAGAGUUUUCCGAGGCUGGUCAAGGCCAUUUUCCCAACUUGGAAAUUAACGAAGGAACUAUUCAUGAUCCACCGCUCUCGGAGGAUAUUGUGGAUGACGAUGACUGGAGCGAUUGUGAUGAAGAGGAAACCCCAGCACCGAGCAUACCCAGUUUGCCUGAUCAGGGAUAUGGAUCGGCCGAACAUCAACAAAUCCUCUUACCAUCCUCAUUUCAAGCAGCCCUCCUCCCUACAUCACUGGGAGAAGCCCGGUGCGUAGAGAUAGAAUUGAGAGUGGCCCAGGCAAAUAACGCUCUGAAGCGUUUAUGGGAAGCCAUCGGUUACAAGUCAUUCCUUUAUCGGAAGAGAAUUCGAGCCGAGAAAUCGAAAAAACGUGUAACUCGGGCUUACGAUGCUGUACAAGGAUCGGAUCGCGAUAUGAAAAGUGCUCUCCGGGCAUACAACCAAGCUCGAUGGGCUCUUAAUCAGCUCAAUGCUCCUCAGGGCACUUGUGACCGAUACAAGCCGAUAGGGAAAAAAGAUACAAGGGCACUAACUACGGUAUACGAUGGCAACGCCCGGGGUCAAAGAAAUAUUGCUCUGCCAUGGUUCUGGAAUAUGGCUGUGGCUGAUGAUUCGUCGGGUUCAACAUACAUGGAACAAGGUCAGAUCCAGUCACUUUUAUUACUCUACAUGAAUUGA
Molecule: messenger RNA, 2118 nt
Organism: Laccaria bicolor S238N-H82
Lineage: Eukaryota; Fungi; Basidiomycota; Agaricomycetes; Agaricales; Hydnangiaceae
Exons: 10
Coding region: 1-2118 (705 amino acids)
Source: RefSeq, a predicted model, not a curated record